UCGAUUAAAACAAUAAAUAAUUUUUCAUUAAAUGUAACAAAAGGUCACAUAUUAGCACUGUUGGGCUGUAAUGGGUCGGGAAAGACAACAUUAAUGAAACUAAUAUUAGGUAGACUUAGACCACAAUCGGGUAAUAUAUUUAUCAAUAAUGAUAGCAAACAACUAAAUGGCAACCGAUUGGCAAAUACGGGCGGUCCGGGUGUGGGAUAUAUGCCACAAGAAAUAGCACUAUUCAAUGAUUUUACUGUCAAACAAAUGUUUCAUUAUUAUGGACUUAUAUAUCAAAUGAAUAGCCAAACAGUUAACAAUCGUAUGGAUGAGUUGAUGGUUAUGUUUGAAUUGCCAUCAAUGGAUCAAAGUGUGGAUACUAUGAGUGGUGGACAACAAAGAUUAGUAUCACUGGCCAUAACACUAAUACAUUCACCAAAACUAUUACUAUUGGAUGAGCCGACAGUCGGUGUCGAUUCAAUAAUCAGAUCUAGUAUUUGGCAUUAUUUGGAGCAACUGUGUCAUGAAAAUAACACAACAGUUAUAAUAACUACUCAUUACACUGAAGAGGCCAGACGUGCAGAUUCAGUGGCUUUUAUAUAUAAUGGCUAUUGUUUGGCCAAUCAAUCGCCUAAUCAACUCAUUGAUACCUACAGGUGCUCAACACUGGAUGAUGUCUACUACGAACUCUGGACCUAUAUUUACUAUUAUUUAAUACCGUUUGCUAUGAUAAUACCGGCACAUCUAGCAUUUGAUAGUCCACAUGAUAUACCCAUUGCUAUUGUUAACAAUGAUAAUAAUAAUAAUAGCAUUUCCAUACAGUUUACCAAUUUGUUAAAUAACCAGAUUUUCCGGAAAACUUAUUACAAUUCAACUGAAUUGGCAUACGAUUCGGUAGUUUCGGGUAAAAAUCAGUAUUCAAUUGUAAUCUCAGAUGGUUUUAGUGAUGAAAUUAUUGGUCAAUUAACUAAUGGUAUCAUCAAAAUUGAUGAUCAAUUUCAGUCUAACUCAUCGACAAUCAGAUUAUCGGCUGAUAUGACCAAUAUUGUCGGCGUAUAUUACGGACAGUACUAUAUAUUUAGUACACUUACGGAUGUAAUCGGCAAUUAUAGUCAAUCAAUAGGCCAUAAUCCCAGAGCCUAUUCAAUGCCUAUUGAUAUAACCUAUAAUAAUAAUAACCUAUAUCGCAAUGUUUGA
Messenger RNA from Oppia nitens, 1185 nucleotides. Its product is annotated as ABC transporter G family member 23-like. The record is from RefSeq and is a predicted model, not a curated record. Lineage: Eukaryota; Metazoa; Arthropoda; Arachnida; Sarcoptiformes; Oppiidae. The transcript has 5 exons. The annotation marks the transcript as partial. Gene Ontology annotation, molecular function: ATP hydrolysis activity; ATP binding.